AUGGCGCCGAAGAAGAAGGGUGGCAAGAAGGCCGCCGACGACGACUGGGAGGCCGAACUUGGCGAGUCCAUCGAGCCCACAAGCGGCGCAACUCAAGCCAACGGCGACGACGCAAACGGUGCAGCGGAUGAGGACAGUGGCAUGGGCGGAGGUCUUCUGGCCACGUUGAAGAAGAACCGCGGCAAGAAGGCAAAGAAGGGCAAAGCUGUUGAAGAUUUUGUCGAGGGUGAAGACCCGCCUGCCGCUGGCGCAGAUGUUGCUGGCGACGAGCCUGCGCCCGAAGUCGACCUUACGGCAAAAGCACCGCAAGAGGCGAACAUGGACGAUGAGGACGUUUUUGCCGCGCCGGCUAAGAAGGGCAAAGGUGGGAAAGGCGCACAACAGCCGAAGGCGAAGGAGCCAGAACCUGAACCUGAACCUGAACCUGAGGCCGAGGACGAUGAUCACGACGAUGACGACGAAGUGGGUGGUCGGGUGAAGACGAAGAAGGAGAAAGAGAAGGAAAAGAAGGAGCGCGAGAAGCAGCGAAAGAAGGAGCAGGCCGCCAAGAAGAAACCUACUGGGCCAGCGCCUGCUGCAAAACCCGAACCCGCAAAGGCUGCACCGAAACCUGAAGCCGCCCCUGCACCCGCGCCCGCCGCCGAUGCCGCUGCAGGCGGUAAGAAGAAGAAACUUAAUCCUGCACUCGCUGCGCUACAGAAACAACAGGAAGAGCGGCGGAGGCGGGAAGAAGAACAGGCACGCAUCGAGGCUGAGGAAAGGGCGCGGAUAGAAGAAGAGGAGCGAUUAGCAGCUGAGGAGGAGAAGAGAAAGGAGGAAAUCAAAGCUGCCAAAAAGCUGAAGGAGAAGCAGAAGAUUGAGCAGCUCAAGAAGGAGGGCAAGUACCUCACCAAGGCACAGAAGGAGGCGCAGGCACGGCAAAAGCAGCGGAAUGAGCAGUUGCUCGCAGCUACUGGUGCCGCUGUCCCUGGCCUUGGGGACGCUCCCGAGAAGAAGGCCAAGCCCACGUACGACAGCAAACGAAAGAAAGGGCCCAAGAAGGGCGACAAUGAGGCGAAGAAGGUGGCCGACGAAGCGGAGGCACUGAAGAAGCUGGAGGAGCUGAAGCUUGUUCAAGAACAGGAAGCGAGGGCUCAAGCAGAGGUGGAAGCGGCGCGUGCAAACGCUGAGGAGAAGAAGGCUGAAGAGGGCGAGGAUCUUGAAGAUUGGGAAGCGCUAGCUGACGCCGAAGACGGCGCGAAGGACGGCGUGAAGGACAGCUGGGACGCUCCCAGUGACCAGGAAGACGAAGGACCCGCGAAGCCCACCGUCAACGGCAAACCUGUGCAGAAAGGCGCUGGACCGGGUCCCGCAAAGGUCGUCGAGCCUAAGGCCAAUGGCAGGCCUACACAGCCAGCCGACGAGUCCGACUCCGAGUCUGAGUCUGAAGAAGAGUCCGAGGACGAGGAAACAACAGCUGCGAAACGAGCCGCUGCACAGAAGAAAGCAGAGGCUGCUGAACGCCGGAAAAAGCAGCACGAGGAAGCCUUGGCUGCACGAUCGAAAGAACACCUGCGAUCCCCAAUUUGCUGUAUUCUCGGACACGUUGAUACCGGCAAGACCAAGCUGCUUGACAAGAUCCGACAGACCAACGUGCAAGAAGGCGAAGCGGGUGGUAUCACACAGCAAAUCGGUGCUACCUACUUCCCGGUAGAGGCCCUUCAGAAGAAGACUGCAGUUGUGAACAAGGACGGCAAGUUCGAGUUCAAAGUACCUGGUCUUCUCGUCAUCGACACGCCUGGUCACGAGUCGUUCAGCAAUCUCCGUUCGCGUGGUUCUUCCCUCUGUAACAUCGCCAUCCUCGUCGUUGAUAUCAUGCACGGUCUCGAGCCUCAAACGCUGGAAUCAAUGAAGCUACUAAGAGACCGAAAGACGCCCUUCAUCGUCGCUCUCAACAAGAUCGAUCGUCUCUAUGGUUGGUCGAAGAUCGAGAACAAUGGCUUCCAGGACAGUUUGUCCCUGCAAAAGAAGUCUGUCCAAGCCGAGUUCCGUGACAGGCUCGAGAAGACGAAGGUCGCGUUUGCUGAGCAAGGCUUCAACGCCGAGCUUUACUACGAAAAUAAAUCCAUGGCGCGGAACGUGUCCCUCGUACCGACAUCAGCCCAUACCGGCGAAGGUGUACCAGACAUGCUGAAGCUGCUUGUUCAGCUAACUCAAGAGCGCAUGACGAAUGCACUGAUGUACCUCUCCGAAGUCGAGUGCACGGUUCUGGAAGUUAAAGUUAUAGAAGGCCUGGGCACGACAAUCGACGUCAUCCUUUCCAAUGGUGUUCUCCGUGAGGGUGAUCGCAUCGUAGUGUGUGGAACUGGCGGAGCGAUAGCAACGAACAUACGAGCCUUGUUGACACCAGCAGAGAUGAAGGAACUGCGGAUCAAGUCGGCUUACGUUCACAACAAGGAAGUCAAGGCCGCAAUGGGAAUCAAGAUCGCUGCGGACAACCUGGAGACCGCCAUUGCCGGCUCUCGUCUAUUGGUGUGUGGCCCUGAUGAUGACGAAGAAGAUCUUGAAGACGAAGUCAUGGCCGACCUUGAACACCUCCUCUCCAGGAUCUCCAAGACUGGCCGUGGUGUGAGCGUGCAGGCGUCAACACUAGGAUCACUCGAAGCCUUACUGGAGUUCUUGAAGCAGUCAAAGAUUCCGGUCGCCAAUGUCUCCAUCGGACCAGUCUACAAGCGCGAUAUCAUGCAAGCCGGUAUCAUGCUUGAGAAAUCACCCGAGUACGCUGUCAUGCUAUGUUUCGAUGUUAAGGUUGACAAGGACGCCGAAGCGUAUGCCAACGAUAUCGGCGUCAAGAUCUUCAAGGCAGACAUCAUCUACCACCUUUUCGAUAAGUUCACUGCGCAUAUGAAGCAGCUCGCCGAGCAGAAGAAGGAGGAAAGCAAGAUGGACGCCGUCUUCCCCUGUGUUCUUAAGCCUGUCGCGGUGUUCAACAAGAAAGAUCCCAUCGUGCUCGGCGUCGAUGUGGUCGAGGGCAACCUCCGGCUACUGACGCCUAUUGCGGCUGUCAAGACCAACACAGUGACUGGAGUCAAGGAUGUGAUCAAUUUGGGCAGAGUUACAUCUAUUGAGCGCGAUCACAAGCAGAUACCGAUUUGCAAGAAGGGUCAGCCAUCUGUGGCGAUUAAGAUCGAAGGUCCGAAUCAGCCGCUGUAUGGACGACAUCUGGAGGAAAAGGACAUACUCUACUCACUCAUCUCGCGGCGGAGUAUUGACACACUGAAAGAGUUUUACAGAUCGGACGUCGGCAACGAUGAGUGGGCGCUCAUCGUCAAACUGAAGUCACUGUUCGACGUGCACUAA
This is a messenger RNA of Coniosporium apollinis CBS 100218, 3339 nucleotides long. RefSeq lists its product as uncharacterized. The coding region runs from base 1 to 3339 and encodes 1112 amino acids. Gene Ontology annotation, molecular function: translation initiation factor activity; GTP binding; GTPase activity. The record is from RefSeq and is a predicted model, not a curated record. The transcript is spliced from 3 exons. NCBI's taxonomy places the organism in Eukaryota, Fungi, Ascomycota, Dothideomycetes.